This is a messenger RNA of Paramisgurnus dabryanus, 8046 nucleotides long. It is a transcript of the gene met, whose product is annotated as MET proto-oncogene, receptor tyrosine kinase. Gene Ontology annotation, cellular component: plasma membrane; semaphorin receptor complex. Gene Ontology annotation, molecular function: transmembrane receptor protein tyrosine kinase activity; ATP binding; protein binding. Gene Ontology annotation, biological process: regulation of cell migration; semaphorin-plexin signaling pathway; protein phosphorylation. Lineage: Eukaryota; Metazoa; Chordata; Actinopteri; Cypriniformes; Cobitidae. The record is from RefSeq and is a predicted model, not a curated record.
CCUGAGAAACCCAUAUUCUGUCCAAUGGCACGCGCGACGCGGAGUAACGGCACGCAGCUUUUGUGGAGAGAGAAAACACGAGCCUUUUAAACUGAUGUGACCCACUGUGAAAGUGAGUCACCCGAGUCUCCUUUCCGUUCAAGUGCAGUGACUGAGCGAUCACGGGACUGAGGAACGAGAGAGGGCAACUUUUUAACAGAAGGGGUAAGAAGUCACCGCUGCAUCUCACCUCGAGACCGCUGACAUCUGGCAGAAAAAGCGCGCGUGCGUGUCGAGCGAGACGGACAGUUGAAAGAUGUGAUUAUUUCUUGCUUCUGUCUCCGACAGGUGUUUUUAUUUGACAGAGGAACAAAGAUGAGAAUUUACUAUCCUGAAGCCACUUGCAUCCUCAUCGUUCUUCAGACGCUGGGGUGGGGCUUGAGUAGUCAAUGUAAGGAACCAAUAGAGAACUACAAACUCAACCUUUCUGUGACCUACGACCUCCCUUAUUUUAUAUCUGACACCCCUAUCCAGAAGCUGUUGGAAUUCAAUAGAACUGUGUACAUAGGUGCCAUCAACAAGCUUUAUGCUCUGUCAGAAAACCUUACAAACAUUCAUGAAUAUAACACCGGACCCGUGCAAGACAAUCCAGGCUGCAAUGUGGAAGAUCACUGCGCUGGUUGUGUACCCCCCGGAGCAAACGGCAUGAACAACACCAAUAUGGCCCUGGUGGUGGAGACAUUUUACGAUCCUGAGCUCUUUAGCUGCGGGUCGGUUGGGAAUGGCGUCUGUACCCGUCACGUGUUAGAAGAUGCUUCCCUGGAUGCGGAAGUAAGUUGCAUGUACUCGAAGAAAAACGGCGGUAGCAACCACGGUUGCCCAGACUGCCUGGCUGGUCCCUCAGGUACUCAGAUCCUCAAUGUGAUGAGUAGCGGUGUGGUACGGUUCUUUGUCGCUAACUCUGAACCUCUUGAACAAACUGAACCUCGUCUCCACCAUACCAUCUCUGUUAGGAAGAUGAAAGAGACUCAAGACGGCUUUGAGUUCUUCUCAGAACAGUCCUACAUGGACCUCGCUCCAGGUUUGCGCGGGAACUUCCCCCUACGCUACGUCUACUCCUUCCAGAGUGGCCCGUAUGUGUAUUUCCUCACCAUCCAACGGGAAGGUGCCGGCUCGAACGCCUAUCACACGCGAAUAGUACGCAUGUGCUCCUCUGAUCCGGAGAUUCUGCGAUACGUGGAAAUGCCCUUCGAGUGCAUUUACUCUGAGCGCAGGCGGAAAAAGCGCUCGCCGCAGGUGGUUUUCAAUGUACUGCAGGCCGCGCACGUGGCCAAGGUCGGCUAUGACUUUCAGCAGGAGAUGGGGCUGAAAGAGGGCGAGGAUGUGCUGUUCGCAGCUUUCGCCCGCAGUAAACCCGACUCUCCGGAGCCCACCGCCAGCUCUGCGGUGUGCGUUGUCUCCAUCACUGACAUCAAUAACUUCUUCAAGGAUUUCAUGCAGAAAGGACACAUAAGAAAGCUGUCUCACUUCACAGGAUCAGAUGAGAAGACUUACAACCAGAGCUUUGUAGGAGAUUCCUUUGGCUGUGGGAAGCAUGAAAAGGGUUACCGACUUGAGGUUGCAAGCACCAACCCACGCCGGGACUACUUUCACGGGCGCUUCAGGAAUGUUCUUCUCACCUCCAUAGCUGUAGUCCCAAUUCAAAACCACACAGUUGUCAGCUUAGGCACUGCUGAAGGGCGGGUGAUCCAGGUGGUGGUUUCCCGCUUUGGCAAGACGGAGCCGCAUGUGGACUUCCGCUUGGACACGCUCCCUGUGUCCUCAGAGAUGGCCCUGCUGUCUCCACAGAGUCAAGACGGCUCCUUAUUGUUGGUUACAGGAAAUAAGGUCUCUAAGGUCCCUCUGAUAGGCCCUGGCUGUAACCAGCUAUGGUCUUGUAGCUCUUGUCUUCUGGCCCCGGCCUUUAUGGGCUGUGGAUGGUGUAAGACCUCUGAACGCUGUACGAGGGCUCCUCAGUGCUCCCCCUCUAACUGGAUCCAGGACUCCUGCCCCCUUCUCAUCAACAAGAUUUCUCCCUCCUCUGCUCCGUCGGGAGGCAACACUAACGUGACGAUCUGCGGCAAAAAUUUCGGUUUUAAUAAGAAAGACCGCUUUGACAUCAAGCUGAUCGACGUGACUGUUGCUGGAAGAAAGUGUAAACUAGAAAGGAAGGACAGUAGCAAUAAUCGGUUGGUCUGCAGACUGGAUCAUGUGAAUGCCUCCAAUGUUGACACCGCGGUAAGGGUGCGCAGUGGCAAAGAAGAGGCCCUGAAAGAUGGUUUCUCAUUUGUGAACCCAGUUAUAACAGAGAUAUUCCCCGAGUUUGGACCAAAGUCUGGUGGAACAAUGCUCACUAUCAGAGGUUCAUUCCUUAGCAGUGGAAACGUGCAACUGGUUACAAUAGGAAAUGUUUCUUGUGUGCUACAGAGCAUAUCAGCCACAAUGUUGACAUGUCGGACUCCACCUCAGCAAUCGCCGUCUAAACUCAAGGUACAGCUGCACAUUGACGGAGUGAUCUGUGAAUCUCCAGUCAGCUACACUUACAACGAAGACCCUCACAUCUCCAGCGUCCAACCCAAGCAUUCCUUCAUCAGUGGAGGAAGCACAGUGACAGUGAAUGGGAUCCACCUCCACUCAGCCCUCCAGCCUCAGAUGGUUCUCACCGCUGCCACAGAGGGCAAAGUUACUGUGACCUGCAGCCACGAUGAGGACAAGCAAAAUAUUAUGUGCAUCACUCCCUCGCUGAAGGGCCUCAGCGUUCAACCUCCAGUUGCCACCAAAAUCACCUUUGUGUUGGAUGGCUUCUCUACCGAUCAGUACGACCUGCUGUAUGUGGAGGACCCCAAGUUUGAGGAGUUUCAGAAGCCCACCGUUACACCAAGAGGCAACAAAAGCAUUCUGGAGAUAAAGGUUCCUCAUGUAAAUCAGGAGGCUGUAAAAAACGGCGAGGUGCUUCGAGUUUCAAACCGGACCUGUGAGAGCGUCACUCUGGUGGGCAACACGCUCGAAUGCACCGUGCCCAUGGAGCUUCAGACUGCCACUAAAGAGCUGGAGGUGGAGUGGAAGCAGGCCACAUCUUCUGUGAUCCUGGGUCGAGUUGUUUUGGCUCAAGAACAGGACUACAGGGUACUGAUCACAGGUGGCAUCUGCGUGUCCAUCGUACUUCUUCUCUUGAUCGCAGUAUUUGCUUGUAUCAAGAGGAAAAAGCAUAUCGAUGAUUUAGCUAAAACUAUGGUUUGGUAUGACGGCCGGGCUCACAUUCCACACUUGGACAUGUUGGCAAACGCGAGGAGUGUCAGUCCGACUAAUGAAAUGGUCUCUCACGAGUCCGUGGACUAUAGAACCACUUUGCUUGAGGACCAGAGCUUGCCUCUGUCACAGACGGAGUCCUGUCGGCCUCAUUUGUACGCCCAUGCUCACGUGGACCUGUCCCCAAUGCUCGGGGCAAUGGAAGGGGACUUGGCCUCACCGCUGUUGCCUUCUAAUGCACCCAUAGAUCUGGGCAGCCUCCAUCCCGAACUGCUGAAGGAGGUUCAGCACGUGGUCAUUGCUCGAGAGGAUCUGCUCUUACAUGUGAAUGAGAUCAUCGGAAGAGGUCACUUUGGCUGCGUGUUUCACGGGACCCUACUCGAACCAGAUGGCCAGAAGCAGCACUGCGCUAUCAAGUCCUUAAACCGAAUCACAGAUAUUGAGGAAGUAUCUCAGUUUCUGAAGGAGGGCAUCAUCAUGAAAGAUUUCAGCCAUCCGAAUGUGCUCUCCCUGUUGGGAAUCUGCCUGCCCAGCGAGGGGUCACCUCUGGUCGUGUUGCCAUACAUGAAACACGGGGACCUGCGCAACUUCAUCAGAGAUGAGACUCAUAACCCCACGGUCAAAGACCUGAUGGGUUUUGGGCUGCAGGUGGCUAAAGGAAUGGAGUAUCUUGCAAGCAAGAAGUUUGUACACAGAGACCUUGCGGCCCGAAACUGCAUGCUAGAUGAGAGCUACACGGUAAAAGUGGCCGAUUUUGGCUUGGCCAGGGAUGUGUAUGAUAAAGAAUACUACAGUGUGCACAACAAGCAUGGAGUCAAGCUACCCGUCAAAUGGAUGGCAUUGGAAAGCUUGCAGACACACAAGUUCACCACCAAAUCUGAUGUGUGGUCGUUCGGGGUGUUGCUUUGGGAACUCAUGACCCGCGGCGCACCACCGUACUCCGACGUGAACUCCUUCGACAUCACGAUCUUCCUCCUUCAGGGCCGAAGACUGCUACAACCCGAGUUUUGCCCGGAUGCCCUAUACAAUGUGAUGAUCGAGUGCUGGCACCCCAAACCCGAGCGCCGCCCCACCUUCUCGGAGCUGGUGUCCCGCAUCGCCGCCAUCUUCUCCAGCUUCAGCGGAGAGCACUACAUCCUCCUCAACACCACCUACGUCAACAUCGACAAGAUGACACCAUACCCCUCUCUCAUCUCUUCUCAGAGCAACCUCAACCGUGACUGCUUCACCUGACAGAGACGGCCAGACGGAGGGAGGGAUGAAGAGAUUGAGAUGAUCAACAACAUGAAAAGCCAAAGCUCUUAUUUGCUACGAAAAACACUGGACUCGCCGGUCGGCUUUCAACAUUAAUAGAGGAGGAUAGGAUACAGUGAAGACUUUAAAGGCGCAUACACUCCCUUGAUCACUGUAAAUAGUUCGUGAUGAGCCAUGACCUGUGGAGUUAAGGCUCUCCGCUCAGGCAUGAGAUGGGCACACUCCCCUAACACAGAGAACCUGAAACAAGUUGGAUUGCGAGCCAUGAUGUUUCAAAGGUGGCGUGUUUUUGUUAGAGUUGGUUGUCAACCCAUUAAUGUCUCAUCUGUUCGUUCGCAUCGAGGCGCCUUUCGCAAUCUGCGCCCAUCUGAAUCGUACUGGCAGGCGCUUUCCUCCAGUUCCAAUCAGAUGGUUUAUAAAAUAGAGAAACUCUUUAGUGACAUUGUGUUCUCUGGGGUAUCUGAGCAUAUGUCGACCAUUUUGUUUUCUGUGAAAAAUGUUAUAUAACAUUGUGCAUGCCUUCGUACUAUGAACUGAACGCGGCAUAAUGAAGUUCUCUUCAGAACACUGGACAGGUAACGUGAGCUUUAAAUUUCCACCUGUUCUUUAGAUUCAGACACCGAUGUCUUUAUAAAUCAUCCGUUUCUAUUUUCCUAUUUGAUUUAUGUUUGGAAAAACUUUAAAAUGCUGUGAUGCUUCUGACCUGGUCAUUUUAUUCUUUAAGACAAGAUUUCCGCAGUUUAUUAGUUGUUUUAUAUUUGUAUCUGUUUAUAAAGCAUUUUACUUAGGCCUCAUGGUGCACCUGUUUCACAUUAUCAGCACUGUAUGGAGUUAAAGUCAACAUGAAUGGUAUUUGUAACCCUUUUUUGUGUCAGUAAUGUGAAAUGAGAAUAUUUAUUAGGGAUGCAUGAUAAUCAGUAAUGAAGUAUAAAAGCAGUUGAAGAGCUCAGAUGCAAAACCAGGGCUCUUAAAGGUCACGUUCUUUCUGUGUUUUUGAAGCUUUGAUUGUGUUUACAGUGCACAAUAUAACAUGUGUUCAUGUUUCACGUGUAAAAAAAUUUCACACAAUUUACUUAUCUGUAUAGCGCAGUUUCCCUGUUCUAUGAAGUCCCUCCUACGUAACAAGUUCUGAUUGUGUAGUUUGUUUAGUGUGUUGUGAUUCGAUAGCAGCUUAGCUUGCCAUUACCUUUGCUGACGACUGACGUAUUCCUUUUGGCGGAGUUUAGUCAAAAAACUGUAGAGGGCUGUAGUCCAAACCGGCCAUUCGCUUUAGGCUUAGAAAGGGGAAUUCUGUUAAAGAAAAUAUAUCGCCUGGCAGUGAACUUUGAGCUUUAUCAUUUUACAGGUAUUAUUUAUGCUAUAAUAUGGGUUUAAAAAAUACGAUCAGAAAGAACGUGACCUUUAACGGAUUCUGCCAACAAAACUGUAUUUCUGAAUAGCCUAAUGCUGCGUUCACACCAGCCGCGGUAGAGGCAUCAAGCGCGAGUGAUUUCAAUAUUAAGUCAAUGUAAAGACGCGUGUCUGGAGGUCUCGCGGCACGAAUAAGGCGUUUAGCGCGGCAGACGUGAUUCGCGUCUAGUUCGCGCGAAUGCUCGAAUUGAGCCUUGCCACUGGAAACGCGUGAGUUGAAAAAUCUGAACUUUGGCAGGAAAACGCGCUGCGCUAACCAAUCAGGAGCUUGCUUUAGUAGUGACAUGAUUACAGGAAGCGAGCGGAGUCGCAGAAGCCCCUCCUAUGACGUGAAUUUCCAAUUGAAUGUCUCAAUGACUAGAAUUUCACGUGUGGCUUUCACGCACGAAUGACGCGAGGACACUCAAAAUGUUCAAGCGUCGAACUACGUGCAGUAGACGCGAAUUUGACGCCUCAAUCGCGUCUGGUGUGAACCCACAGUAAUGCUACGUACACACCAAACACGGGCCAUCGAGUUACUCGCUCUAGAUUACUCGCAGGAUUUAACUUCGUGUCAUGCGGAUUUUUUACUCAAGUUGAAUAUUUUCAUCUUGGGAAAAUACGCGUUUGAGGCAAAUAGCGCGUGUUUUCGCUGCAAACGCACCGCCCGUAUCGCGUCAUUCGCAUCGCCCCACGCGAGGACGCGUCUAAUUGCGUCUUUGCAUUGACUCACGCAAAUCAUUGAACUCGCAUCUGGUGUGAACCCACAGUAAGGCCGGGAUUAAGCAGAUCUGAAACAAGUUAUUUGAUAAACGUAUAAUACGGUUAAUAAUACGGUUAAUAUCAUCACGGAGGUGGCGCUUAGUGUUUUUUGCAUCAAAGCCCCUCAAUUUUUCCCACUGUUGGACAUCAGCAGAUUUUCUGAAAACGGUCGAUGAUCAGUGCAGAUAAUACGUCAACUUAUCAGUUUUAAAAUCUCUGAUUCACCACUGUAUUGGUGCCCAAACACACAGAAAUGAGCACAAAAUAAACAGCUGUAGGCGUUUGGCGAUUAUGUAAUUGUUUUACCCAUAAUUGUAAUCCCAAUUAAUUUUUUUGAUUAAUUGUGCAGCCCUAAUAUCUAUUGAGGAAUAAAUGUGAGGCGGGACUUGGUUUUGUCCAUCAGUAAAUGAUUGGAUUGUUUUAAGUGGGAGUUACUUACCAGAAAGGAGCCACGAUGUGUCUGGAGGGGAGGGGAUGAAAAUAAGAGCUUGUUGUUAUCAGCCUAAAAGCAAUGAUUUUAGAGGCAGACCAAUAUAUUACAUUUUUAUAAGAGCAUAAUAAAUUUACUUCCAUUUAGAGAGCGUACAUUGUUCCCUCAUGCACAAUAGGACCAGAAUGUGUAUAAAAGAUACAACAAGGGUGAAUGUGGUUUGAACAUUGAGAGGUUAAAGUGUCAACUGUAUGUUUUUAUUAAUCAUUGUAUAUUGAAGGGGGUUGUAGACAUUAUUGAUUUCAUGUUGACUUUAAACAGAACUAACAGUACUCUUAUUUGUCAUUGAAAGCAUUAUCAAAUAUGGCAAAAAUGUAACAAACAAAUGCAAGAUGGAUGGCUGGUGUGUAGAAUGGUGUGAAUGUUUCCAUGCAGGCCUUUACAGUGCAUUGCUAUGUAGUGAAGAUGACAAUGAAUGUUUCCUUAUUGAACUACUGGUUGGUGUAAAUAAUUCGUUUUUUCUACCCUUCUUGUCUGACGUGCUGUGUGAUACAUGUAUAUAUAGCCUUUGAACACAGUAUACAAUAGAGACAGUUUGGUAUAUCCAUCAAAUAAUUAAUAUAGGUCAGCUGUUUUCAUUUUUUCCCAAUGCGAGUUAAAAUUCUGGUGUGUUUAUGAUAAACAGGAUGAAUCCUGAAUCAUUUAGUAUGAAGUUUUGCCUUUUUUCAAUUUUUAAUACCCAUCUUUUUUUAGUUGAGGCUGUCACACUGUCUCCUUAUGAGCUAUGUGGGGAUGGAAAUGAUUCAAUUAUGGUACAUAUUACAAUAUUUCUGUUGUUCCAGUAAGAAUAAUAAAGUUUUAUUAUGUGUGUAAGUGUUUUUGUGUCUUAAAUGUAACAAUGUGUCCCUUUGUGUUCCCUCGGUUAUAUUAAAUUCAUUCUUCUC